Molecule: messenger RNA, 2547 nt
Organism: Rodentolepis nana
Lineage: Eukaryota; Metazoa; Platyhelminthes; Cestoda; Cyclophyllidea; Hymenolepididae
Source: the annotation of a GenBank genome assembly
AUGAGUAAUAUUUAUAUUACUGAGCCAGCAACAAAUGGAAAGGUUAUAUUAACAACAACAGUCGGUGAUAUUGAAAUAGAAUUAUGGUCCAAAGAAACACCUUUGGCAUGCAGAAAUUUUGUUCAACUUUGUAUGGAGGGUUACUAUGAUGAUACCGCUUUUCACAGAUUAGUCAAAGGUUUCAUUGUUCAAGGUGGUGACCCUACUGGAACAGGAGAAGGUGGAGAUAGCAUUUACGAAACACCCUUCAAAACGGAAAGCCAUACUAGGUUGUCUUUUAAUCGCAGAGGGCUAUUGGGAAUGGCGUGCCCGGAGCCUAAUUGCAAUGGAAGUCAGUUUUUCUUCACUUUGGGAGAGGCUCUGGAACUUAAUGGCAAGCACACCCUCUUUGGUCGUGUUGUCGGAAACACUCUCUUUAAUAUGCUCCGUCUGGCUGAUGUUGAAGUUGUGAAUGGUGACAGACCAACUCGCUUGCAUCGGAUUUUGAAGACAACUGUUGUUCUGAAUCCCUAUGAUGAUAUUGUUCCACGUCAGAUAAAAGCCAAAAAGAAGGACAAGAAAAAUGAUGCCGAGGAAGUUCAAUCAACAGCAAAAGCAACAAAAAAUUACUCGUUACUUUCCUUUGGUGAAGAAGCGGAAGAAGAGGAAGAGAUUAUUACCAAGGUGGAAGAAAAGUUGCGUUCACGUGGAAAGAGCGCCCAUGAUUUGGUGAAUGACGAGAAACUCUCUAAGGAGACUGUGCCUGUCUCAGAUAAAGACGCAGAAAUCACCGCGAAAGCGCUUGCUGAAAUGGAAGCAGAAGCGGACGCACGCAAAAGACGGCGUGAAUUGGCUGCUCGACUUCAAACUGAGGAGGAGAUGAAGGAGAAGGAAAAGAGAAUGCAUGAGCUGCAAGCGGAGGCCGAUGCAGUACGUCGGGACAUCGCAAAGACGAUCCGCUCAGCUAAGGAGCGUGCUGAAGCAGCCAAGGCAGCAAAACGCCAAGCCGAGGAGAAGAUCAAGCGUCAAAUGAAUGAGGAGGAGAUGGCUGCCGAGUUUGAGGCGAGACAACGUGAUAAAGCCCUAAAAUCCUCUGCAAAAUCUACAGCUGGUCCAGCCGUAAUGGUGGAAAAUUUUGCUGAUGAAGUGGCUAGUUAUCGUGCACGGGCGAGGAAAAAUAAAGCGAUCAAAGACCGGGAGGAUUUGACCAUGAAUCUUCUGAAUCGUUUCCAAACUCGCCUUCUUGGAGAAGUUAAGAAGUCUAAAUCGUCCAAUUUCUCAAGUAGUAAUGAUAAUGACGAGACUAUCCCACCCAAUGACCCUACCGCCUGGAUGCGUUGUACAUUACUUUCGGAUGAACCGGCGCCAGCCCGAAAAGUGCUGGAUCCAGCAUUGGAAAACCCAGAUCGGUAUGAUCUCUAUGAUCCACGAAAUCCCUUGAAUGUGAGAAAAAGGAUGGACGCUGUUACUGUUGGCAAAAAUGAUGAUAGGAGUCAACAUAAGCGAAGGAGAUUUCCCUCACAUGGUCACAGUCAUUCACACAGUGAGUCCAAUCACGAAAAAUUGCACGGCAAACAAGAGACUGAAACGAUAUGGAUGGACACAGUUAGUGCUGUUUUUGGUAUCAGCCUUGCUCCAUGCGCCAUUCUUUUGCUCGUUCCUGACCUCAAUAAGCACAAUCGGCUCCUAAAGGUUCUCCUUGCAUUUGCUGCUGGUGGUUUACUUGGUGAUGCGUUUCUUCAUCUUAUUCCACACGCUCUUUCUCACCAAGGUGAGAGCCAUGACAAUCGUGAUAUCCACAGUUCGCAUGGUCAUUCACACUCUUUCAAUGAUUUAACAAUUCGCGUCUUUUUGUGUGUCAUUGGUGGUAUCUUUGGAUUCCUUUGCAUUGAUAAGACUCUUCGUUUCCUGCGUAAUGGACAUGAGCAUUCACAUUCUGCAUCGCCACAGGUAACCUCAGAUAAAAAAACGAAGAAUGGAAAAUCCGGUGAUAAGAGUGGAAGUAACUCAAAAAGUAAACCAAAGCGUUCCAAAGGUAUUGCCACUGCAGGUUACCUGAACCUGGCUGCCGAUUUCACUCACAACUUCACUGAUGGGAUUGCAAUCGCUGGAUCCUUUUUAAUCAGCCGCAACGUUGGAUUUGUUACAACCCUGACUGUUCUUAUUCAUGAAUUGCCUCAUGAAAUUGGUGACUAUGCAAUUCUCAUCAAAUCUGGAUGUGGUGUCUAUCGGGCCAUGCUUUUGCAGCUGUUAACUGCUUUUGGAGCCCUCUUGGGUGCAAGUUUGAGUCUCUUGGCCGCCGGUGUAGGAAUGGAUGGUAAAAUAACUUCUGCAAGUCAAGUCCUACUAUCUCCUGAACUCAUUACCACCUGCCUUUUGCCGUUCACCGCUGGUGGUUUUAUUUACAUCGCUUUGGUCUCUGUUCUUCCAGAUCUAUUGGCUGGGCAACAUCAGCCACUCGACCGUUCUUCUGGUAAAAUCGUUCGUAGGAUUGGUCAAGGAUUGGCUGAACUCACUGCAUUAAUUCUUGGUGUUGGUCUUAUGGCGACCAUAGGUUUUUUUGAAUAA